Molecule: messenger RNA, 1479 nt
Organism: Bipolaris oryzae ATCC 44560
Lineage: Eukaryota; Fungi; Ascomycota; Dothideomycetes; Pleosporales; Pleosporaceae
Exons: 1
Coding region: 1-1479 (492 amino acids)
Source: RefSeq, a predicted model, not a curated record
AUGGGCUCCUUUCACAACAACCAACUGAAGAUGGUCGGCUUGUUCGAUUCUGAUGAGACAUACUAUUCCCCGGGCCAAGCGCCGAUGGUCCCAUGGCCCUCCCAGAGCAACUCUAGCCAUUUCGAUGACGCUGGCGUUGGGUACUUCCACAACCAUGAGUCUACGCCGCAGGUCAAACAUGGCUUCGCGAGCCGUUCGUUCCAGCCAGACCACUUCAUUGCUGACUCUGUCGGUAGCCAGUACCAGAAGCAAGAUGAUGGUGUUCGGGCACAGAGCGAGGAUCGCGUUUCCCAAGUGAGUUACACCCCUGGGAAGGACAGCGAGGACUGGGAGAGUGCUUGCGAGGACCGCCUACCUUCCAAGACUACAAAGAUCAACAAAGAUGGUGCACCUCGCAAGCCUCGUCAGCCUCGCCCCAAGCUUCUCAAGUGGACCGACAAUGACUGGAAGAAUGCUGUUCUUGGCAUUGUCUGGUCAUGCGGCGAGAAGGGCAUUCAGAUCCCAUUCGAGCAAGCUGCUCAGGUUGUUGGCAAAAACUGCACCGCCAGCGCGCUUCAACAGGCUGUGUUGAAGUUGCGUGGCAAGCAGGUUGCUGACGGCAAUCGUAUCCCCACAUUGAAGAUGGCCUGGACACGCAAGAAUAGAAGUGGAAGUUCUCCAACGCCCAUUGCUAAUACGCAGUCUACGCAGGUCCAGUCUCCAAUCAAGACCCAUCCAUGCAAGCGCGCCGACUCUCUUAUCGUGAAGCUCAAGAUCGCGCGUCGCGGCGUCGACAGUAUGCGUCUUGAGACUGCCAAGCAGCCAGAGAUCAAGCUUCCUUCGGACAUGUUCCCCUGUGCUCAGCACACCACUGUUCAGCAGUCUUCCCGCCAAGCCCAUCUACAUUCUACGCAACAGCCCCAGGAGGUGGCUUCCAAGGUCGAACACUACAACGCGAACGACGGCAUCAACAUGAAUUAUUCAUAUGCUCCUCCCUACGCCAAUCCUGAAAGCCAGGUUCAGAUGGGCCAUGAUGCUGGAAAUCAGGCAUAUAUGGGCUUCGGCUUCGGUACAUCAUCUCUUCCGAACAUUACUGAGGAGUCUGCCGAAUCGGUACAGCAACGCAAGCUCUACAACCGCAACCAUAUCGUUUUUGACGAUCUCUUGAUUGACCAAGACGACUUCAUCAUGGGUACUACUGACCAGCUGCGUUCAUUUGAGGGCAUUGUCACUCCAGAGAACAACCCCUUUGAGAGUGGUUUUCUCACCGAUAUGCCGAACCAGGCAACCCAGGUCUAUGGAAAUCCCUAUGGAGGCAACGCCGAGUACAGCCAGGAGUCCAACCCAGUUGAUCAUCGCCAGCUGGGCUCUGUCAACCUCUCCGAGUUUACUGACUAUGCCGCUUAUUCUGCGGGUGACAACAACCAGGAGCCACUUGGUGACAUCUUCAAGGCCGAAGCUCCUGAGCUGCACCCAUACAGCCCCCGCUACUUCGACUGA